UUUACGGCCGGCCUGGUCGUAAAAGGGGUGGGGCGGGCGGUCGCUCGGUCCGUGAGGGGAGAAGGACGCGGCGACCGGGAGCGGCUGCAGCCAUGCCGUUCUUCGACGUUCAGUCUCGACUGGGCAUUAACGUCGACAAAUGGAUGACCAUCCAAAGUGCGCCCCAGCCCUAUAAGAUAGCCGCCACGUGCCACGCGUUUGAGAAGGAGUGGAUUGAGUGUUCCUACGGGAUCGGGGUCACCCGAGCCAGGAAGGAGUGUAAGCUUGAAUAUGACGAUUUCAUGGAGUGUUGGCAUCGGACGAAAACGUUGAAACGGCUGCAGGCCAUCGUCAAUCAGAAGACCAAGCUGAUGAAGGAAGGGACGUACACGCCGCCCGACCACCACACGGGGAAGGAGGCUCCCCGGCCCUGAACAGCAGGGUCCACUCCCGGGCCAGCUGGAUGGGGGGGGAACAAGCCACCCCCCCGCCAGCCCCUUAAUGUGUCUCUUGGGAAAGAGAAUCUUCCCUCAGAAAGGUUCAAAAAUAAAGCGAAUCCCUUGCUUGUUCCCA
Messenger RNA from Ornithorhynchus anatinus (platypus), 552 nucleotides. RefSeq names its product NADH:ubiquinone oxidoreductase subunit S5 (gene NDUFS5). NCBI's taxonomy places the organism in Eukaryota, Metazoa, Chordata, Mammalia, Monotremata, Ornithorhynchidae. Gene Ontology annotation, biological process: mitochondrial respiratory chain complex I assembly. The transcript has 3 exons. The coding region runs from base 93 to 413 and encodes 106 amino acids. The record is from RefSeq and is a predicted model, not a curated record.